GGCAAACCGCUGCUCACCGAGUACGACGCGCUGAACGACACGACGAGCCCGACGCUGCACAUCGAGCUGCGGCAAACUACGAAGCUGCGCUACUACCAGAAGCGCGCGCUGUCGCGCAUUUUCCACAACGGUCGUGCGCGGAGCGGGAUCGUGGUGCUGCCGUGCGGCGCAGGCAAGACGCUGCUCGGGAUCGCGGCAUGCGCGCUGAUCAAGAAGUCGACGAUCAUUUUGACUUCGAACAGCGUUUCGGUCGAGCAGUGGCGCGUGUCGCUGCUGCAGUUUUCGACGGUCGACCCCGCGCAGAUCGUCGUGCUCACCUCCGACGCUAAAAGCCGUCUGCCGGACGGGCCGUGCAUCGUCUGCACGACGUACACGAUGAUCAGCUUCAGCGGGCAGCGCAGCGAGCUCGCAGAAGAAGCCACGAACCAAAUUCGCGCGCGCGACUGGGGGUUGCUGAUCUUCGACGAAGUGCAGUUUGCGCCGGCGCCGGCGUUCCGCCGCGUAACCGAACAGUGCCGGAGCCACUGCAAGAUCGGGCUGACCGCGACGCUGGUGCGCGAGGACAAUUUGAUCGACGAUCUGCACUGGAUGGUCGGCCCGAAGCUCGACGAAGCCAACUGGCAAGAGCUGCAGAAGAACGGCUUCCUCGCGCGCGCGAAGUGCAGCGAGGUGUGGUGUCCGAUGACGCUGGAAUUCUACCGCGCCUUCAACCACACAGUGCUCCGCAAGUUGUGGACCUGCAACCCCAACAAGCUGCGCGCCUGCGAGUACCUGAUCCAGUUCCACGAAGCGCGCGGCGACAAAGUGAUCGUGUUCAGCGACUACUUGAUGGCACUGAAGGUGAUGGCGGUGUCGCUGAAGCGUCCGUUCAUCAGCGGCGACGUGCCGACCGCCGAGCGCGUGUUCAUCCUCAACAAGUUCAAAACGGAUCCGAGCGAAAAGACCAUCUUUCUCUCGAAGGUCGGCGACAACGCGAUCGACAUCCCGUGCGCGAACGUGGUCAUUCAAAUCUCGUUUAACUACGCUUCGCGGCGCCAAGAGACGCAGCGGCUUGGCCGCAUCUUGCGGCCGAAGCCCGGGCUGCAGCAGCACUCGCAGUACAACGCAUUCUUCUACAGCCUGGCUUCGCAGGACACGCCCGAAAUCAUCUACGCGGACAAGCGGCAGCAGUACUUAAUCGACCAGGGCUACGCGUACCAGAUCAUCUCGCUGAACAAGCUGCCGCUCGAGAAAGCCAACCUCGUGUUCUCCGACCCGGAGAAGCAGAAAGAACUGCUGCACUCGAUAUUGAUCAGCGCGGACUCAGACGACGGCUCCGACGUCGAGGUGUCCACCACUUACGCGACGGAAAGCGUGCUCUAA
Dermatophagoides pteronyssinus (European house dust mite) is the source of this 1362-nucleotide messenger RNA. Its product is annotated as general transcription and DNA repair factor IIH helicase subunit XPB-like. The record is from RefSeq and is a predicted model, not a curated record. NCBI's taxonomy places the organism in Eukaryota, Metazoa, Arthropoda, Arachnida, Sarcoptiformes, Pyroglyphidae.